UGUCUCUUGAACAUCCUGUUCGUUUUUCUAAGCCCCAGCUCUAACACCCCCUCUGAAACAUCUUGAAUUUUCCCUCUCCUUGUUCAGCCUUAUAUUCCACUCUUUUGUCCUAAUCCUGGGAUUGGCAAUAUCUGUGCUGGGUCUGCUUUUCCUUCAAAGCCCUGGCUCCAUUGCCACCUCCUUUGAGAAGCCUUUCUUUACUCCCUGGGCGGGGGUGGGGGUGGGGAGGGGUCCUUAAAGUCCCCUCUGAAACCAACCUGGCCCCUUGUCUCUCCCUUGACCACCUUGGGUGGGAAGGAUCUGUGCUCUGGCCCCUCCAUUAGCACCCCUGCCUUGUCCCUGUAGAAGCUACAGGACAUGGAUGAGCGCCGGGCCACCCACUUGGGGGCUGGGUACGGGCUGCUGUCAGAGGCGGAGCUGCAGGUGCUUCCGAUCAUCACCAAGUGUUUGGAGGGCAUGAAGGUGGCUGCGGCUGCUGUGGACAGCAAGAAUGACUCCCAGGUCCUAAUUGAGCUGAACAAGUCAGGCUUUGCCCGCCCGGGCGACGUGGAAUUCGAAGACUUCAGCCAGCCCAUGAACAGAACGCACUCGGACAGCAGCCUGGGCACCCCCUCCGAUGGCCGGCCUGAGCUGCGAGGCCCAGGUCGUAGCCGUGCCAAACGCUGGCCCUUUGGCAAAAAGAACAAGGUGGGGGCCAGGGCUCUUGGGGAGGGGGUGUGAGUGAGUGGGGACAGCGGUGUGUGGGGGGGCACUGAGUCAGCCCCAGCCCUUGGAACGCUGAGUCCUGGGCAGGAAUUUUCCUCUUGGCUGCCGGCCCAGGCUAGAGGGAAAGCAGUGAUUGGCCUGCAAGUCCCCUGAGGCCGACAGGGGGCCAGGAAGGGAGGGUGGGUGGCUGUGGUGUGUGUCUGCUGCUUCUCGGGAUGCUAGGAGGAGACCUGCUUGUGGGAUUUAGGGCUGGGUGAGGGCUCGGAUGCUGGCCGUGGGGACUCCCCCUGGUCUCUUUCCAUCCCACCCAUGGGGCUGGGUCCUGACCUUCAGGAUGGUUUUUUCUUGGGAUUUUUGCUUUUCAAUGUCAAGCCCAUACUUGGACACUCCUGGUUUAUAGCUGCUACAACUGCCCUCUCCCUAGUUUAUACCUUUGUUCCUUGAUUCCCCACUUCAGUAUAUAAAUUGUGUUCCCCUACCCAGCGGAAACCCCCCCUGUAACCCUCUGAUAUUUCACGCCUUUGACCCUUCUCUGAGCUUGCCCUUGACUCCUGUGGCCCUGUACCUGUAUGAGACCUUGAUUUCUGCAUGCACCUACAUCCAUGUUGUGGAAUGUGAGCCCAGAAAGCUGGGGGUGGGGGGCAGACACAUGGGC
Molecule: messenger RNA, 1360 nt
Organism: Myotis brandtii (Brandt's bat)
Lineage: Eukaryota; Metazoa; Chordata; Mammalia; Chiroptera; Vespertilionidae
Product: cdc42-interacting protein 4
Exons: 2
Coding region: 358-720 (120 amino acids)
Source: RefSeq, a predicted model, not a curated record